Dictyostelium discoideum AX4 is the source of this 2604-nucleotide messenger RNA. It is a transcript of the gene mcm3, whose product is annotated as MCM family protein. NCBI's taxonomy places the organism in Eukaryota, Evosea, Eumycetozoa, Dictyosteliales, Dictyosteliaceae. Gene Ontology annotation, biological process: DNA replication; DNA replication initiation. The record is from RefSeq and is a predicted model, not a curated record. The coding region runs from base 1 to 2604 and encodes 867 amino acids. The transcript is spliced from 3 exons. Gene Ontology annotation, cellular component: nucleus; chromatin; MCM complex. Gene Ontology annotation, molecular function: DNA helicase activity; helicase activity; ATP hydrolysis activity.
AUGAUGGCAAAUAACGAUGAGGCAAUCAUUAUGGAGAGAGAUUUCUCUGAUUUUAUCGAUGAUGAUAGGUCUGGGUAUAGGGGUUUACUAGAAGAAUUUAUAGAAAAUAAUAGUAAAAGACUUGUAAUUAAAAUAGAUACAUUAAGAUCAGUAUCACCUGAUUUAGCACAAAGAUUUUUAAAAAAGCCAUUAAAUUAUAUUGGAUUAUUUCAAAAUGUAUUAACAACUAAAAUAAAGAAUUUAAAGAGACAAAUGUUUGAAAAGAUGUUGGAUAUGGAUCCAGAUGAGGUUGAUGAAGAUUUAAAAAAACAAAUAAAAGAUACAAUGAAUCAACAAGUUUUCAUAGGGUUUGAAGGUAAUUUUGGUAGUCAUCAUGUUACACCAAGAGGUUUAAAUGCAUCAUUAAUUACAAGAUUAGUUUGUGUUGAAGGAAUUGUUACAAAAUGUUCAUUGGUUAGACCAAAAGUUUUAAAAAGUGUACAUUAUUGUGAAAAAACUAAAAGAACUACAAGUAGAACUUAUGAAGAUGCAACAUCUGAUAGUGGUAUACCAACGACAUCACAAUAUCCAACUAGAGAUGAUCAAGGUAAUCCAUUGAUAACUGAAUAUGGUAUGUGUGAGUAUAAGGAUAGUCAAAUGGUAUCAAUUCAAGAGAUGCCAGAGAGAGCACCAGCAGGUCAAUUACCACGUUCAGUCGAUAUUCUAUUGGAUAAUGAUUUAGUGGAUACAGUGAAACCAGGUGAUAGAGUACAAGUGUAUGGUGUUUAUCGUGCAAUACCAAUGAGUGCACCCGAAUUGAAGACCACCAAGUUUAGACCCAUUUUAAUUUGUAAUAGGAUUUCAUUGUUAAGUAAAGAAGUUAGUGGACCUUCAUUAUCGGAACAAGAUGUAACAAAUAUUAAAAACUUUUCAAAGUAUGACAAUUGUUUCGAUUUGAUAGCAACUAGUUUAGCACCAUCCAUUUGUGGUCAUGAUAAUAUUAAGAGAAGUUUAUUGUUAUUACUGUUGGGUGGGGUUGAACGUAAUCUUGCAAAUGGCACCCAUUUAAGAGGUGAUAUUAAUCUUUUGAUGGUGGGCGAUCCCUCAACCGCAAAAUCCCAACUACUCCGUUUCAUAUUAAAUAUCGCACCAUUGGCUAUCAAUACAACUGGAAGAGGUUCUUCAGGUGUUGGUUUAACAGCUGCCGUUACAUCAGAUUCAGAGACUGGUGAACGUCGUUUAGAGGCUGGUGCAAUGGUUUUGGCAGAUCGUGGUAUAGUUUGUAUUGAUGAAUUCGACAAGAUGAGUCCAGAUGAUCGUGUUGCAAUUCAUGAGGUUAUGGAACAACAAACCGUCACAAUCUCAAAAGCUGGUAUUCACGCAUCUUUGAACGCACGUUGUUCAGUGGUUGCCGCAGCAAAUCCAAUCUAUGGUAAAUAUAAUCCAGAUUUAAAAGCCCACACUAAUAUUGGUUUACCAGAUUCAUUGUUAUCUCGUUUCGAUUUACUUUUCAUUGUAUUGGAUGGUAUAAAUCCCGAUCAUGAUAGAAUGAUCGCUGAACAUGUCCUACGUAUGCACCGUUAUAAAGAUGAAGGUUCAGAAUUGGAAUCAAUGUUGGGUUCUGAACAAAUUUCAACAUUGGGUGGUGAAUUCAAAAAUGUUUCCACUGUAAAGACUACAUCUGAUCUUGAUACACCAGUAUUUCAAAAAUAUAAUAAACUCUUACAUGGUGCCGAGAAUAAAUCAGAUAUAGUUUCAAUUCCAUUCAUUCAAAAAUAUAUUUUCUAUGCCAAAACUUUAUUCAAACCAAGAUUAACCGAUGAAGCUAGAGAAUACAUCAUUGAAAAGUAUACUGAAAUGCGUUCAAAACAAACUCCAAAUUCAAUCCCAAUUACAACUCGUUCUUUGGAAACUAUGAUUCGUCUUUCACAAGCUCAUGCAAAAUGUCGUUUAGAUCAUAAUGUAACUGUUGAUGAUACAAUUGUAGCAAUUGAAAUUAUGAAUAGAGCUUUAUCUGGUUCAAAUAUGAAAGAAAAAGAAAAAUCACAACAAAAUAAUAGAAAUAAUAAAAAUAAUAAAAAUAAUAAUAGUAAUAAUGACAAUGAUGAUGAUGAUAAUAAUGAUGAUAAUAAUGAACCAGAUUUAAAUGAUUUUGAAAAUAAAAAUGAAAAUGAAAAUGAAAAUGAAAAUGAAGAAGAAUAUAAUGAAGAAGAUGACGAUGAUGAUUUUGAUAUUCAAAAUAGUAAUAAUAAUAAUAAUAAUAAUAAUAAUAAUAAUAAUAAUGAUAAUAAAAAUAAAACUAAAAAUAAUAAUAAACCAACAGCAACAACAAAGAAAAGAAAAACAUCUGAUACACCAACUAAACAACAAUCAAAACCACCAUCAUUAACUAUACCAACUCAACCAAUUCAAAAAACCAAAGAAAUUAUGGAUGUCGCUAAAGUUAUUAAUCAAUUCUUAAUUGAAAGAAAAUCAAAAUCAUUGACAACGACAGUACAAGAUAUAAUAGAUCAUUUGAAAAGUAAAUUUAAGAAAGAAGAAAUUGAAAAAACAUUAUGUUAUUUAAUUCAAAUAAGUAGAAUUGCAUUAAUUAAUGGUAAUGAAAUUAAAUCUAUGAUUCAAUAA